AUGACAUCUGAAGAAAAGAAGGAGCGACCCAUAAGUAUGAUAAAUGAAGCUUCCAAUUACCUGGCUUCCGACUAUGCUGUGCAUCCCAUGAGCCCUGUGGGCAGAACGUCACGGGCCUCCAAAAAGGUUCAUAAUUUUGGAAAAAGGUCCAAUUCAUAGAGGAAUCCAAACGCCCCUGUGGUGAGGCGCGGCUGGCUGUAUAAGCAGGACAGUACUGGCAUGAAGCUGUGGAAGAAACGCUGGUUUGUGCUUUCCGACCUUUGCCUGUUUUAUUACAGAGAUGAGAAGGAAGAGGGGAUUCUGGGAAGCAUCCUGCUGCCUAGUUUUCAGAUAGCCAUGCUUACCUCUGAGGACCACAUCAAUCGCAAGUAUGCAUUUAAGGCAGCCCAUCCGAACAUGCGGACCUAUUAUUUCUGCACUGAUACAGGAAAGGAGAUGGAGCUGUGGAUGAAGGCCAUGUUAGAUGCUGCCCUGGUGCAGACAGAGCCUGUGAAAAGAGUGGACAAGAUUACAACUGAAAGUGCAUCAACUAAAGAAACCAAUAACAUCCCCAACCACAGAGUUCUCAUUAAACCAGAGGUCCAAAACAAUCAGAAAAAUAAGGAAAUCAGCAAAAUUGAGGAAAAAAGAGCCUUAGAAGCUGAGAAAUACGGAUUUCAGAAGGAUGGCCAAGAGAGACCAUUAACAAAAAUUAACAGUGUGAAGUUGAACUCUCUGCCCUCAGAAUAUGACAGUGGGCAAGCCUGCCCACCUCAGAACGUGCACUAUAGACCCAUCAAUGUGAAUGGUUCAGAUGGCAAAGCAGAUGUCCGGGGUGGACCCCCCACAGAAGCUGAUCGAGUCCUUCAGAGAACAAACUCAAUGCAGCAGCUGGAGCAGUGGAUUAAAGUGCAGAAAGGACGGAGUCUUGAAGAGGAGCCCCGAGGGUGCUUCCUUAUCAAAACAUUGCCAAGAAAUAUGCCAAGCCACCGAGCCCAGAUUGUGGCCCGCUACCCUGAAGGUUACCGAACACUCCCAAGAAACAACAAGAUCAGGCCUGAGAGCAUUUGCAGUGUGGCGCCUUCUGGCCAGGAGAAGGCUGGGCCCGGAGCAGAAGAGAAGCGGCGGUCCAUGAGGGAUGACACCAUGUGGCAGCUGUAUGAGUGGCAGCAGCGCCAGUUUUACCACAAGCAGAGCAUCCCUCGGCACGGCUGCCUGAGCAGCCCCAAGGCCAUGGGAAGCCCUGACCAGACGAUGCACUCCAUCCCCACGUCACCUUCCCAUGGGUCCGUAGCUGCUUACCCAGGAUUCUCCCCGCCACGAACAUAUAGGUCAGAAGUGUCCUCACCCAUCCAGAGAGGAGAUGUCACGGUAGACCGCAGGCACCGGGCGCAUCACCCUAAGCAUGCCUAUGUACCUGACAGAAGGUCAAUGCCAGCUGGCCUAGCCUUAGCGGCUGUUAGUCCCCAGAGCCUCCAAGGCAGAACGCCAGAGGAGCUUACGCUGCUGCUCAUAAAGCUGAGACGGCAGCAAGCGGAACUGAGUAGUAUCCGGGAGCAUACCUUAGCACAGCUCAUGCAGCUGAAACUUGAGGCCCACAGCCCAAAGAAUGAAAUUCUUUCACAUCAUCUUCAAAGGAACACCAUGUAUUUGGAUCAUCAGAUGAAAGAAAAUGAACCUAUUAUCACCAUGGUUCACACAAUGAUUGAGAACUCGGCGCUAAGACCACAACUGUACCAACAAUUCUUAAGACAGAAGAACCAGAUAAGUCUCUAUUGUCUGUCACAAGAUGAAUGUAGAGGCCCAUUGUACAAAUACAGACCCGAAGAAGUAGAUAUUGAUGCCAAACUAAGCAGAUUGUGUGAACAGGAUAAAGUGGUCCGCGCCCUGGAGGAGAAGCUGCAGCAGCUCCACAAGGAGAAAUACACGCUCGAGCAGGCCUUGCUGUCUGCCAGCCAGGAGAUAGAGAUGAAUGCAGACAACCCAGCCGCCAUCCAAACUGUGGUGCUGCAGAGGGAUGACCUGCAAAACGGACUGCUGAGCACGUGCCGAGAACUCUCCCGAGCCACUGCUGAGCUGGAACGAGCCUGGAGAGAAUAUGACAAGUUAGAAUAUGAUGUGACUGUCACCAGGAACCAGAUGCAGGAGCAGCUUGAUCGCCUUGGGGAAGUGCAGAGCGAAUCAGCAGGGAUUCAACGGGCACAGAUUCAAAAAGAACUUUGGAGAAUUCAAGAUGUCAUGGAGGGCUUGAGCAAACACAAACAGCAAAGAGGCUCCUCAGAAACAGGUCUGGCAGGAUCAAAGCCUUUCUCAGCAGUUAAGUACAAGAGUGAGGGUCCAGACUAUAGACUCUACAAGAGUGAGCCAGAGUUGACCACAGUAGCUGAAGUUGAUGAAUCUAACGGAGAAGAAAAGUCAGAACCGGUUUCUGAGACGGAAGCUCCUGUUGUUAAAGGUUCCCACUUUCCAGUUGGAGUUCCUCUGAGAACGAUGUCACCCACACCGGAAUCCUCGACAAUAGCUUCCUAUGUGACCUUGAGGAAGACGAAGAAGGUGGAGCUAAGAACGGAAAGACCGAGAAGCGCAGUGGAACAGCUCUGUCUGGCUGAGAGCGCUCGGCCUAGGAUGACCGUGGAAGAGCAAAUGGAGAGGAUAAGGAGACACCAGCAGGCCUGCCUGCGGGAGAGGAAGAAAGGACUGAGUGUCAUCAGUGCUUCCGACCAGUCGCCCUUACAGAGUCCUGCUGUGCGGGACAAUCCUUUCAGGGUCACUCAGACUCUAAGGAGGGAGGACACGGUUCAGGAGCUAGACACCAUCCACAGAGAAAAUGAUGGAAAGCCAGACCACGAAACCCCGGCAGCAGAAACUGUUCUACUAGAAGAAGCUGAACCCCGGAAGGUGAAACUCGGCAGAAAGCUUCAAAGAACUGAAAGUAUUUUCUAUGAAAUGCUUUACACGCCUGAGCCCAAUGGAAUGAAUUCUGAGGGGGUGAUGGACAAAGAAAGUCAUGAAGGUCAGGCACUUGAAGACGUUCCCUGCAGCCCUCAAGAAGAGGAGAUGACAAACCACCGGGCAGAAGGCCACCCAGAAGAAGUAGAGAGUCAUCAUGAAGAAGAGGAAACUCUUGCUUCUCUGGAGCCACCUCCUGAGAUUCCUAGAGAGAACCAAACCACAGUGAAAAGUCUGUCCCUGUCUCCUGAGUCCUCCACGUCACCAGAUCCGCCCUCUCCGCCAAAGCUCACAGAAGGAUCGCAUUUCAUGUGUGUGUAGUCUCAAAACUGCACUGACUCCUGAGAGCACACAGAGCUGAAGCUGUGGACCCUCAGCGAUGGAAGAAGAUGUUGUACAGUAUACCUUAAAUCUAUGAAAUUCAUAGUUCUGAUGCUUCUGACCUCAGAGCAUCGUUUUAUCACCUUUGGAAAAUGUUUAUUCCAAAAUAGCUUUAAUGGCCCAUGCGUGCACUCCGUAGUCUCAAGGUCGCCAUCCUCCACCAGUGCUGCUGUAGUCAGAGCAUACCAGUCCAGGCCCUUUCUCCCUCGCGCUCCAUCCAGAGCUUGCUUAGUUGCAGUUCCCAGAUUCAGAUGCUUAAGUCUAGGUGAAUUUACGUUGCUUUGGCUUUUCCGCAAAGCUAUACUUUCGUGUGAAGCUUGUUUUCUUUCCUUUUUUUUCUUCCCAUUUUGGCUACUGCAGUACUUUGUUUGACACUUGAUUUGUAAAAAUUUUAUAUAAAUAUAUUUAAAAUGUGCCAUUUUAUUACUGCUAAGUGAAGUAUGUCCUGUUUUCUGCUAUAAUUCUUCCUCGGUCAGAUUGCACCGUCAGCGGUCACUGCCACACUCUGUCAGCUUCAACACAAAUGCUACUGCUUAGCUUUUCUUUAAAAAGCAAAACAAUUACAAGUGUAGGUAUUUUGAAGUACUGGACUUUUCCGUCAUUGGAAUAGAUGUGUACAGCAAUAAGCAGGCUUUUAGAUCCAGUACUUGGUCUGUGUACAGAUGUAAUUAUGUUCAUUGUAGAUGUUAUACAAUGAGCACAUGUAAUAAAGGCUGCUUACUAUAGUUUAAUGCAAAUGUUCAUAUCUCAUUUCUUUUUUAUCAUGUUAAAUAAAUGUUGAUGUUCUUAAA
This is a messenger RNA of Arvicola amphibius (Eurasian water vole), 4100 nucleotides long. RefSeq names its product pleckstrin homology domain containing A5 (gene Plekha5). Gene Ontology annotation, molecular function: phosphatidylinositol-4-phosphate binding; phosphatidylinositol-3,5-bisphosphate binding; phosphatidylinositol-3-phosphate binding. Lineage: Eukaryota; Metazoa; Chordata; Mammalia; Rodentia; Cricetidae. Gene Ontology annotation, cellular component: cytosol. The record is from RefSeq and is a predicted model, not a curated record.